GAUGCGCGGGAUAGUUGGUCACAGGCUACCGGUUCGUGCGAAUGUUCAGGAUCAACUUUCUUCGGGCGCCACGCGAUCUGUCAGAGAAACGAGGUUUCAUAUACUCUGGCCGACCACGUUUUGUAAUAUUCUACGAGCUGUGAACGUCCAGACGUAGCUCGCGUUGCUUGUAGCCUAGAUGCGAUCCAGUGUCUGUUCCUUCCAUCCUAAUUUCAAUCCCCUCAUGCCAUACAGGAACCGAUGGCGUCGCCACCGCAAGACCCUUUGCAAGUAUAGUGUCCUCCAACGGCUUUUAUCCUCUGCAAAGAACGGGAGGCCGAUAUAUUCGUACAAAGUAUGCUUAACACGCCAGACGAUUCUCAUUGCCCAUUAUCAACCGGUAAGUUCCGAUGUGUGGUUUAUUUAUGCCCGUCAUCUGCAGAUAUGCUGGUGCUAUGCUGCUCGAGAUAGGCUAUGGCUAUCUCGACGAGACCUAUGAGGACACGGCGGAGAAAGUGAGCACAGGCGCCUUUGAGACUGGCGGAGCGGGUUCUACGAUAGUGCACUUCUUCCCGAUCCUUGAAAUAUCUGCCAACGUGGAUGCCGCGAGAAGGCUUCCAGCACAACGCUUUGAAGAUUCAUGCCAUCGGUGAACAUGCGAGAAACGUCGCCUUGAAGGUCAAGGAGGAUGUGACUUCGGGCGCUGCAUUAAUAUGCAAAAUAUCCUCAAAGAGAUAGCCGAAUCCACAGCAGACGAUAAAUUCGAAUCCCAACUUCGGCGACCGAGCAUCGCUUACACACCUAGAACGCGCCUACGUAGAAAGAGGUCCACCGGUAAGUGCAUUCAUCUACUCUGGAAGCGAAUAGUGGUUGAUCAGGUAGAUGGAGUGCCGUUGUGCCUCUCUGUGAGCCGUAUAAGAUCUAACGUCAGUGGAUGGGAGGAAGCGCUAACGCGAUUCUAGCGUUACCUCAUCGGCUCGGAAGAUGAUGAAUAGCACGGCUAUCACAUGCGAGGUGGCACCAUGAUUGUGCCGAACAUCGAGUGCAUACCUCAGUGACACAUUUACGAGAACCCCUUGUCAAUGCGAACGCGAA
This is a messenger RNA of Laetiporus sulphureus 93-53, 1074 nucleotides long. RefSeq lists its product as uncharacterized. Bases 405 to 632 code for a protein of 75 amino acids. Lineage: Eukaryota; Fungi; Basidiomycota; Agaricomycetes; Polyporales; Laetiporaceae. The transcript is spliced from 3 exons. The record is from RefSeq and is a predicted model, not a curated record.